GGUUGGUUGCUAGUUGCCGUGGGAGCCUGGGAGACUAUGCAUCAGUGUAAGCGAUACCGCUCCCCCGAGCCAGACCCGUACCUGAGCUACCGAUGGAAGAGGAGGAGGUCCUACAGUCGGGAGCACGAAGGGAGCCUGCGAUACCCAUCUCGAUGGGAGCCUCCACCCUGGAGAUCUCGGUCCAGAAGCCAUGACCGCUUACCCUACCAGAGGCGGUACCUGGAGCGCCGUGAUAGCGCCGCAUACCGAUGUGAGGAGCGGAGCCCAUUCUUUGGAGAGGACUACUAUGGAUCUUCACGGUCCCAUCAACUUCGACGGUCCCGGGAUAGAGAGCCGUACCGGACUCGCAAACGUGCCCACCAUUGCCAUUGCCACAGACGCCGGCCCAGGUCUGGUAGCAGUGCCUCCUCUAGAAGCCAACAGAGCAGUAAGUGCAGCAGCCGGAGCGUGGAAGAUGACGAGGAGGGCCACCUGUUGUGCCGGGUGGGCGAUUGGCUCCAAGAGCGAUAUGAGAUUGUGGGGGACCUGGGCAAAGGCACCUUUGGCAAGGUGGUGGAGUGCUUGGACCACGCCAGAGGGAAGUCUCAGGUUGCCCUGAAGAUCAUUCGCAACGUGGACAAGUACCGGAAGGCUGCCCGACUAGAAAUCAAUGUUCUUCAAAAAAUCAAGGAAAAGGACCAAGAGAACCAGUCCAUCCUGGGCAAGAACACCUUUGAGUUCCUGAAGGAGAAUAAUUUCCAGCCUUACCCCCUACCACAUGUCCGGCACAUGGCCUACCAGCUCUGCCACGCCCUGAGAUUUCUACAUGAGAACCGACUGACCCACACAGACUUAAAGCCAGAGAACAUCCUGUUUGUCAAUUCUGAGUUUGAAACGCUCUACAAUGAUCACACGAGCUGUGAGGAGAGGUCAGUGAAGGACACCAGCAUCCGAGUUGCUGACUUCGGCAGUGCUACCUUUGACCAUGAGCAUCACACAACCAUUGUGGCCACUCGUUAUUACCGCCCACCGGAGGUGAUCCUUGAGCUGGGCUGGGCACAGCCCUGUGACGUCUGGAGCCUCGGCUGCAUUCUCUUCGAGUACUACCAGGGCUUCCCACUUUUCCAGACCCACGAAGACCCAGAGCAUUUGCUGAUGAUGGAGAAGAUCCUAGGGCCCAUCCCAUCACACAUGAUCCACCGUACCAGGAAGCAGAAAUAUUUUUACAAAGGGGCCCUGGUUUGGGAUGAGCACAGCUCUGAUGGCCGGUAUGUGAUGGAGAACUACAAACCUCUGAAGAGUUACAUGCUCCAAGACUCCGUGGCGCACGUGCAGCUGUUUGACCUGAUGAGGAGGAUGUUAGAGUUUGACCCUGCCCAGCGCAUCACACUGGCGGAGGCCCUGCUGCACCCCUUCUUUGCUGGCCUGACCCCUGAGGAGCGGUCCUUCCACACCAGCCGCAACCCCAGCAGAUGACAGGCACAGGCCACUACAUGAGGAGAUGGAACUGGGCUGCCUGGCCCUCUUUCUCCAACUUCUAACCACCGGGCCCCAGGGCCAGAGCCACCCAAUGAACAGUGCAAUGUGAAGGAAGGCAGGUGCCUGCAAGGGCGGAGACAUGCCCAGCUACCGGAAAGCACAGAUUUGACCCAAGCUAUGUACAUGUUGUAAAGUUAUAAUAAAGUGUUUCUUACUACUUG
Myotis davidii is the source of this 1679-nucleotide messenger RNA. Its product is annotated as dual specificity protein kinase CLK3. The record is from RefSeq and is a predicted model, not a curated record. NCBI's taxonomy places the organism in Eukaryota, Metazoa, Chordata, Mammalia, Chiroptera, Vespertilionidae. The transcript has 3 exons. Gene Ontology annotation, biological process: protein phosphorylation. The coding region runs from base 37 to 1455 and encodes 472 amino acids. Gene Ontology annotation, molecular function: protein kinase activity; ATP binding.